Anopheles gambiae (African malaria mosquito) is the source of this 987-nucleotide messenger RNA. RefSeq names its product histone H2A-like. Gene Ontology annotation, cellular component: nucleosome. Gene Ontology annotation, molecular function: protein heterodimerization activity; DNA binding; structural constituent of chromatin. The transcript has a single exon. NCBI's taxonomy places the organism in Eukaryota, Metazoa, Arthropoda, Insecta, Diptera, Culicidae. The record is from RefSeq and is a predicted model, not a curated record. Bases 413 to 784 code for a protein of 123 amino acids.
UCCUUAUAGGCCACACUAGACUGACCCACAGCCAUCUCAUCGAACGAUCCAGUCCUCCUCUCUGCCAAUUCUGCGGUACCACUAUAACAAUAUUCCACCUCUUAACAGAAUGCCACGGAUACACACAACUUCGUAAUACUUGCCAUCUUGACGCCAACAUAGACUCAAUACUUUCACCUCAUCCACAGAAACAGGAAAAUCUACUAAAAUUUCUAAAACUAUCACAUUUAUUCCAUCAACUAUAACAAUCUAAUAGUCUAAUUUUUCCACAAAAAGAGGCGAAAGAACUCCGCAGGAGCCAAAGCCUCUCUAAACCAUACUAACAACAACAACAAUUAUAAAAAGACCCUUCUCAAGGAGAACAUCGUGUUGUUCGUGAUCCCUUACAAACGUACCCCUAUCAAGUCUAACCAUGUCUGGCCGUGGAAAGGGAGGAAAGGUAAAGGGAAAGGCAAAGUCCCGUUCCAACCGUGCCGGUCUUCAGUUCCCCGUUGGCCGUAUUCAUCGUCUCCUGCGCAAGGGUAACUAUGCCGAGCGCGUCGGUGCCGGAGCACCCGUGUAUCUGGCAGCCGUCAUGGAAUACUUGGCUGAAGUGCUUGAGUUGGCCGGAAACGCUGCCCGUGACAACAAGAAGACGCGCAUCAUCCCGCGUCAUCUGCAGCUGGCCAUCCGCAACGACGAGGAGUUGAACAAGCUGCUGUCCGGAGUAACCAUCGCUCAGGGUGGUGUGCUGCCUAACAUUCAGGCCGUGCUGCUGCCCAAGAAGACCGAAAAGAAGGCUUAAACGGUGUGACAAAGCUUCCUUCAUCUCAAACCCAAAACCGUCCUUUUCAGGGCGACAAAUUACUUUGCCAAAGACAUUUUAUUCGAUUUAUGCUGUUAUGGGAGAACCAGAAGGAAAAAAAAUCCAGAUAUAUCAAGAACCGUGCUUGAAACUGUGUACAAAAUGUAAAUGAAAAAAUGUGCCGUCCUUUGGCACAAAAAGCA